Molecule: messenger RNA, 2103 nt
Organism: Seminavis robusta
Lineage: Eukaryota; Bacillariophyta; Bacillariophyceae; Naviculales; Naviculaceae
Source: the annotation of a GenBank genome assembly
UGCACACUAAGUCUUCCUUCUUGAAGACCUCUUUUCAACACGAUCUCAAGAUCUCAUCAGAGCAGCAUCAGAGUCUCAAAGGUCGCCGAGUUCAGCUUUUGGCACGACCCCGAGCUUGUCAAAAACCAGAGUCGAGCGCAGUCACACAUUUGGUUUGCCUCACAACGACCAACAGACGAUGGCCGACACUCCCAACAAAUCUACUACUAGUAGUCCCAACCCCGCCUUGGAAGCAGACCAAGAACUCGAGAUGCCACCGGUAGACCACGAACUCGAGAAGCCACCGACAGACGACGUUGCGGUCGUUUCCGACGACGCUACCGGUAGUAGUACGGGUACACUGGAAGACUUGAGCAAGGCCGAUCUUGUUUCCUCGAUUCAGCCAUUGCCUUCUGCGCCGCCGCAAGAGGACGAAGAAGCACCGGGUGCUCAUGCAAUUGCUGGGAUUGCCCCGUUUUCUCGCGUUGUGGUUGUUCCCCCCAACAAUGACCGUCCUGAAGAAGAAACAUUGGACAACGGCUCGGAAGACGAGGGAUUGGUGCAAGCGGAACUGGUUACUACCGAUGUGGUCCACGCCCACAAGGUCGAGGAAGAACCUCCAACUCAGGAACGCUCCAGAAUCGUCGUGGUGGUAGCGGCGGCUCUGAUUCUCAUCAUUGUCGUACUGGCGGUCGUUGUGAUUGCUCUGGUAAGUGGUGGCAGGUCCAGUUCCAACAGCAACCGACAGCCCCAGCAGGAGACUAAUAGUACGGACGACCAUGACUGCUUUCAAACAUCCACGGAACUCUUUGAAGCCAUCAACCAGUACUACCAAGAUGACACCCCCGCGUCCUCUGUCGCCCAAACCUACGGUUGGCCCAUUGGCCAGUGGUGCGUGUCCCCGCUCUGGGACUUUUCCUACAUGUUUGCCGCUGACCGGACGCGGGACAUUCUCGUCACGACACUACCCGAACAAGUGCAGACAGCGGCCGAGAACUUUCACGAAGACAUUUCAUCGUGGGACAUGGGCGCCAAUGCCCGCCACUUGGACGAAAUGAUGCGGGGUGUCCAAAAUCUAUCCAACAGUUGGGGCAUUGCCCAAUGGGACGUGUCCCAAGUGACCAGCAUGACGUGUAUGCUGGCGGACACGACAUGGAACCAACCACAGCUGAACUUGAGCUCGUGGGACACGUCCAACGUGCACACCAUGUCGUGCUUGUUGGAGAAUAGCAACGUGGAGGCGGCGGGGUUGGCACAGUGGGAUACGAGCAACGUCACAAACUUGUGGCGAUUUGCCGAAGGUACCACGCACUUUAACGAAGAUCUGAGUCAAUGGAACACGGGGUCGGUCACACAAUUGCGCCGUGCCUUUCGCGGUGCACUCGCGUUCGACCAAAACUUGAGUCAAUGGGAUACAAGCAUGGUCACCGGUCUGAGCAGUGCGUUUCGAUUUGCGGCUAUUUUCAACGGAGAUGUGACGACCUGGGAUGUCUCACGGGUGGAUUCUCUACUGGGAACCUUCCGCGGGGCUCGAAUGUUCAAUCAAGAUAUUGGGGCUUGGAAUGUUUCACAAGUGCGCGACAUGAGAAAUGCCUUUGAAGGCUCGGCGUUCAAUCAAGAUGUCUCGUCGUGGGAUGUUUCCAGUACCACGGCUCUUGUGGGAGCAUUCCGCAAUGCGCAAAACUUUUCCCAGAAUCUAUGUUCCUGGGGGCAGAAGCUUCCUUUCAAUGCCACUACGCAUAUCAUGUUUGAAGGAACGGCAUGCCCCAACACUUCGGCACCGGUCAUCCCGCACGGUCCUUUUUGUUACAACUGCGUGGACUGAACUGAGAGGUUUCUGGUGCUUCCUUCUGUGGUAGCUGGGAGCAUCAACACCUACCAAACAGAAAUAUAACGGGGGCAUCCUGUUGAGGAUGAAGGUUCCACCUGAGACUACCGGUGGUACCGACGGUGGACGGCUGUAACCUAUGCAUCUAUGCAUAAAUCCUUUGGGAAAAUAAAUGAUACUACAUGUACCGGUAGCUAGUACUCCGAGUACAGUAGUCUAACUUAGUAAAUAGAACCGUGCCACUCGAUGAUGUCAGCGCGCAGGUCUUUUUACGUACUCCAUGGACACUCGGGACG